CCGUGUUGAAGAGCUCAGCUGUCAAACUGCCAGCUGUCACUUUCGUGUCAACCUUUCGGGAAGCCUUCCUUUUGGUUGCUCCUUCCAUUUUGAGCGAUCAGCCGCGUGUUGUUCUCCGAAUAAAACAGCAAAAAUGGCUCUGCGUCCAGCCUACAAACCGAAGAUCGUCAAGAAGCGGACGAAGAAGUUCAUCCGCCACCAGUCGGACCGAUAUGACAAACUUGCACCAAACUGGCGCAAGCCGAAAGGUAUCGACAACCGAGUGCGCCGCCGCUUCAAGGGCCAGUACCUGAUGCCGAACAUCGGUUACGGCUCGAACAAGCGCACCCGCCACAUGCUCCCGAACGGCUUCAAGAAGUUCCUGGUGCACAACGUGCGCGAGCUGGAGGUGCUGCUGAUGCAGAACCGCGUCUACUGUGCCGAGAUCGCCCACGGAGUGGCCUCCAAGAAGCGCAAGCUGAUUGUCGAGCGCGCGAAGCAGCUGGCCAUCGCCGUCACGAACCCGCACGGCCGUCUGCGCUCGCAGGAGAACGAGUAAACUGCUGCUGCUGCUGUGUGUUUCUGCCAGCUGGUUCGAUUACCGUCGUCACGGUUCUCCGUACACUGCUGGGUCUUGGUAUGCGCUGGGCGACUUCUUCUUUAUUAAGUGAAAUAUAAAACAAGGAAAAUCUACACAACAA
Molecule: messenger RNA, 680 nt
Organism: Culex pipiens pallens (northern house mosquito)
Lineage: Eukaryota; Metazoa; Arthropoda; Insecta; Diptera; Culicidae
Gene: RpL32
Product: 60S ribosomal protein L32
Exons: 3
Coding region: 134-538 (134 amino acids)
Biological process (GO): translation
Cellular component (GO): ribosome; cytosolic large ribosomal subunit
Molecular function (GO): structural constituent of ribosome
Source: RefSeq, a predicted model, not a curated record